Molecule: messenger RNA, 1389 nt
Organism: Penicillium roqueforti
Lineage: Eukaryota; Fungi; Ascomycota; Eurotiomycetes; Eurotiales; Aspergillaceae
Product: SUMO protease ULP1
Exons: 2
Coding region: 1-1389 (462 amino acids)
Biological process (GO): protein desumoylation
Cellular component (GO): nucleus
Molecular function (GO): deSUMOylase activity
Source: RefSeq, a predicted model, not a curated record
AUGGGUUUCUUCCGCUGGCCUCGAUGCAGGCGGCGCGUCUCCCCUGCAAAGCCCACGGAGCUCACGGAGCACACGGAGCCCUCUCUCAAGAUUCCCAAUCCCUUCGAGGCCCUAAAGCCUUCAAUUAACGCCCGCGAUGCCUUGGAUAACUCUCACUUGCCCAUCCCAGGAGCCUUCCCGUUAACUCCUCCCGAAUCACCUACACUUGUUGUAUCACAAGGCGCGACUAUCGAGGAGGAAGAUAUCCCACCGAAGGGAUGGGAAUUUAUGGACAUAGAUGCUCGCGCAGCACCAGCACUUGUUACGGAUCUCGGCAUACAUCUCCACCCUAGAUUACCGCCAUAUAUCCCUCCUCCUCCGAGCGCUAGGCGCAUUCCAUCGCCGAGACCAACUGAAGCCCCCAAGCCCGUCCAAGAUGAUCUUAUGGAUAUUGAUGACCCGUGGGAUCAACAAGCUCAACAAGAUGCAAGAGUUCCGCAUGGCCCUGUUUCCGCUGUACAGUUGUUUUAUGCCAACAGGAGGCCGAUUCCUGCCAAUCGCAUUGCAUCUUGGUACGAGGCGGAAUUCGAGAGGCGGGAGAAAGAAAGAUUAGAGCGGGAGCGCGAUCUCCAACGUCCGAUCAGAGUGAUACCCCAGGGUCAACCCGUACGUCUGAUCUCGCCCGAGUGGCUUACCAAACUUCAAUGCGCCGUGCAGAGUGGACAAGGACAAGCCGUCGCCACAUCAUUAGCAGGAGGUAAUUUGUACCAGCGGGAUAUCAUCACUUGCAUUCGGCCUGAGGCCUGGCUCAAUGACGAAAUCAUCAAUGCCUACCUUGGUUUACUCGUACAUUAUCUCCGUCAAUCGCAUGGGAACCUCGGACCCAGCGAUCGGCCGCUCUUUCACACUUUCAACACAUUUUUCUACUCCACCCUUCGUGAUAAGGGGUAUGAGGGCGUGAAACGAUGGGCAACUCGGGCCAAGAUCGGUGGCCAAGGACUGCUUAAUGUCGACACAGUCUUCAUCCCUGUACAUGAGUCAAGUCAUUGGACUCUCAUGGUUAUUCGACCAGCAGACCGUACAAUAGAGUAUUUCGACUCUCUGGGAUCCCGCGGUCAACGGCAGGUAAAAAACGUCAAGCAAUGGCUUCGUGGGGAGCUUGGGCCAAAAUACAAAGAUGAGGAGUGGACCGUCCUACCGUCGGUCUCUUCUCAGCAAGAUAACGGAAGUGACUGUGGUGUCUUCCUCCUAACCAACGCCAAAGCAAUUACUGUUGGGGUUGAGCCGACUGCCAUUGGCCCAGGCCACAUCACACUUCUUCGCAGAAAGAUUGUUGCUGAACUCAUGAACGGUGGUCUUCACGGCGAGUUUAACCCACGAGACAAAGCAACAGGUGCAGUGUUGCUCUAA